GAAUGUUAGUUUUUUUUAAGUACGGCCUUUAACUUUUAUUCUUUGAAUAUAUUCUUAUUUUAUAUUAUUUCCAUUAAAAAAAGGGUGAAAUUUCUUCGCCUUAUGACUACUGUCAUGGAAUAAAUAAUUUUGUUCAUCAUAGAGAAAUAUAGGCAUACCAGCCUGUUAUAACUUAAAGAUUUUAAAAUAUCUUUCGAAAAAAGAAAAUAUUAAAUAAUAAAACCAAACAGAAAUGCAGGAUAAUGAUGAUGACGAUGAAAAGUCAAUGUUCGACAAAGAAGACGUGACGGGGCUGGUUAACGAGGCCAUUGAGAUGACUCUAACCGAUGAAGAUGUCUACGACGACAGCAAGGUCAAAAAAUGGGCGCUUUCGAUAGAAGAGAAAUGUCUUAAAUCCUUGGGAGAUCUGAAAAAAGAUUUCAAGUAUGCGGUGUCGUGCAGCAUCAUGCAGCGCAACGGCGCGGCCUUCCACGCGGCCACGGUGUGCAGCUGGGACCGCGCGCACGACAAGUCGGUGACGUCACACUGGCACAACGACACCACGCACGUGGUGGUGAGCGUGUUCGCCCUGCUCAUCUGAGUGUGCGUCCCGCCGACGUCAGCGUGCGUCCCGCCGACAUCAGUGUGCGACCCGCCGACAUCAGCGUGCGACCCACCGACUUCAGCGUGCGACCCGCCGACGUCAGCGUGCGACCCGCCGACGUCAGCGUGCGACCCGCCGUCAUCAGCGUGCGUCCCGCCUGUGUCAGUGUGCGACCCGCCGACAUCAGCGUGCGUCCCGCCUGUGUCAGUGUGUGACCAGCCGACAUCAGCGUGCGUCCCGCCGACGUCAGCGUGCGACCCGCCGUCAUCAGCGUGCGUCCCGCCUGUGUCAGUGUGUGACCAGCCGACAUCAGCGUGCGUCCCGCCUACGUCAGUGUGCGACCCGCCGACAUCAGCGUGCGUACCGCCGAUUAGAUUGUGCGACGAAUACACCAGCUCAAACCUUGUGGUGCCAAUUAACCAAAAUCAUUUAAGAAAAUAAUUAUGUUCUCACAUUUUGUCUUUAAAAUUUAAAUAUUACCCCCUCUCUACCCCCCCCCCCCCAGUGUGGAAGUGAUAUAAACUGGUAAAUUCCAGAAGGUAUAAAAAUUUAUGUAUCGGAACUUCGAAGCACCAUUAAAAUUGCAUGACACCUUUA
Messenger RNA from Bacillus rossius redtenbacheri, 1180 nucleotides. Its product is annotated as dynein light chain Tctex-type 1-like. Lineage: Eukaryota; Metazoa; Arthropoda; Insecta; Phasmatodea; Bacillidae. Gene Ontology annotation, biological process: microtubule-based movement. The record is from RefSeq and is a predicted model, not a curated record. Gene Ontology annotation, molecular function: dynein intermediate chain binding. Bases 233 to 580 code for a protein of 115 amino acids. The transcript has 3 exons. Gene Ontology annotation, cellular component: cytoplasm; cytoplasmic dynein complex.